Belonocnema kinseyi is the source of this 1879-nucleotide messenger RNA. RefSeq names its product paired box protein Pax-5-like (gene sv). Gene Ontology annotation, biological process: anatomical structure development; regulation of transcription by RNA polymerase II. Bases 198 to 1796 code for a protein of 532 amino acids. The transcript has 12 exons. The record is from RefSeq and is a predicted model, not a curated record. Gene Ontology annotation, molecular function: DNA-binding transcription factor activity, RNA polymerase II-specific; RNA polymerase II cis-regulatory region sequence-specific DNA binding. Lineage: Eukaryota; Metazoa; Arthropoda; Insecta; Hymenoptera; Cynipidae.
GGGUGUUUAGUGAGUUGAUUUCAGCGACUUGGACGAGAGACUUCAACGACAGGCUAGAAAAGAUCGUAGGAAUACGCGCGGGAGCAAUCAGGCGAAGAAAUACUUUGGAGAGACACCUCGUCCUUGUCGACGAGGUGUUAUCCGAGAAGGUGGAGGAGGGUGGUGGGAGGCGAUAUUUGGACGAAGCGUGGCGUGACAUGAUCAGCAUGGAGCUUCCGGCGCACUCGCAGCAACAUGGUGCCCUUCACCUGGGCGUAACGGUUGGUUUAAAUCCAGGUGACCCUGCCGGAAAUGCUCUUAACGCCAUUCAUUCGCACCCCCAGGACCCGCUAUCCCUCCAUCAUCACAACCAUGGAUCUACAACCCCUGGAGAUGACGGAGGACACGGGAUGAAUCAAGAUGGCCAUGGGGGAGUGAACCAACUUGGUGGCGUCUUUGUGAAUGGAAGGCCGUUGCCAGAUGUGGUGAGGCAGAGGAUCGUCGAGCUCGCACAUAGUGGCGUUCGACCAUGUGACAUUUCCAGACAACUCAGGGUUUCUCACGGCUGUGUAUCCAAAAUACUAUCAAGGUAUUAUGAAACAGGCAGCUUUAAAGCCGGCGUGAUAGGAGGUUCAAAACCAAAAGUAGCCACACCACCAGUCGUUGAUGCAAUUGCGAAUUACAAAAGGGAUAACCCAACGAUGUUCGCCUGGGAAAUUAGGGACAGGUUACUUGCAGAAGGUAUCUGCUCGCAAGACAACGUGCCAUCUGUUUCGUCCAUCAACCGUAUUGUAAGAAAUAAAGCUGCUGAGAAGGCGAAGCACGCGCACCAGCAACAACAGCAAGCGCAACAGCAGCAAGGUCAGCAACAAGGGCAACCAGGUUCAGGUGGCUCAGUAUCAGUGAUAGCACAUGCCCCUGCAACGGCGGCUGGCCAUCCUACGGCAACAGCACCUAAUGCCUAUAGCAUAAGUGGAAUCUUAGGUAUUCCGGCGCAUCAUCAAGACCCUAAUGGAAAUAGCAUCAAGCGAAAGCGAGCUGACGAUGAUGAAAAUCGUGAUAUGAACGAACAUCCUGAGGAAGACCUUAAGAGACAGAGAAGUAGUUACAACGGUGAUCAAUUAUAUUCCAACCUGUGGUCAAGUAAAUGGAGCAUCAAGGACGAGCACAAGCUGCUGAGUGAACUUGGUGGUGGUACCGGAAACGGAGGUGGCACCGGUGGGGGAGGUGGUGGCGGCGGAGGUGGUGGCGGAUACUACGAACACGGGGGAUUUCCCGGGAAUGCGAUUGCCACCUCUGCAGAGCUGUACGACUCCCUGGGCACCAUCAGUACUAUGACGCAAGCGCAAACGCCCCACCUCUACACCCCGCCCAUAGGGGGCACCAUAGGUGGUACUUUGACGCCGCUCGCGCCACUGACGAUGCAAGAAUUAAAAUUGAGCCAAACCUUGGACGGUGCAAACAUGUCUCCUUACCACACCACCGAGAGCAGUACCGUCGCAGUUUCGUAUGUUGGGGUGGGGGCCGGAGGGGGCGAGCAAAGUCCACCGCUUUCCUUGCAAACCGAGACUAGCUCUGCCCCCGCGGCUCCCAACAACCCUGGAGGAGAUCCCGGACUUACGAUAUUGCAGCCUCCAGUUUCUCAACCUCAGGUUGCAUCAGCAAUACCACCCUAUUCGACGAUGCUUCCAAGUUUCGGACACUAUACAACCGGUGGUGGUGAUUACGCGUACAGCGCAGCAUAUUCUCAGUAUUCGAGUGCACCUUACAGCGGUUAUGGUUAUGGAGCAGCGACAAGCGGGUUGCUCAGUAAGUAAACAAUUCAACGUACUACUACUGCAGCGGGGAUACGCUGGCGUCUUCCCACAAUAGUGCACAACAGGGUGGAUGCAACAACGGU